Messenger RNA from Saccoglossus kowalevskii, 506 nucleotides. RefSeq lists its product as uncharacterized. The record is from RefSeq and is a predicted model, not a curated record. Lineage: Eukaryota; Metazoa; Hemichordata; Enteropneusta; Harrimaniidae.
CUAGCAUUCCACUGUAUACGUAGCAUUUUCGCCAUAUGGAGUAAUUUCAUCAGUGCAUAUAUAUUAGCUGUUACGUUUUAAAAUAACGUCAUUAUUGUAUAUUCUAUCAAAUCGAGUAUUGCAGUAUUAGCGGUACACUGGGAGAGUGUGUUAUCACUGAAUAAUGCAACAUGGCUGCAACAACAGAAGAGCCGCCGGAAUUGACGGAAUUGAUUCAUGAUAUCGGAGAACGCGCUCAAAAAACUUCAGAUGACGUACAAGACGCUAUUGAUUAUGUUAGUGACAUUAAGGAAAAAUUGCAAGAACUGUGCUGUAAAAAUAAUUCAUCACAAAGUGGAUCUGGAACAGGAGCUGGGGCAGGAGCAGGUGCAGGUGCUGCAGUUGGUACAAUUGUUGGUGUUGCUGUUGCUGCAGUUAUUAUUGUAUCUGUUAUUAUUACAUUAUCUGUACUACUUACUAUGCCAAGUGGGAACAGCUCAACAAGUAAUUACGUCAUAUUAUUAGAU